Molecule: messenger RNA, 3201 nt
Organism: Plasmodium cynomolgi strain B
Lineage: Eukaryota; Apicomplexa; Aconoidasida; Haemosporida; Plasmodiidae
Product: DNA polymerase 1
Exons: 3
Coding region: 1-3201 (1066 amino acids)
Biological process (GO): DNA-templated DNA replication; double-strand break repair
Molecular function (GO): DNA-directed DNA polymerase activity; DNA binding
Source: RefSeq, a predicted model, not a curated record
AUGAAAUUGUUCUUCUUUUUAAAACGAAGUCGCAAACAUUUGAGAAAACACAGGAACGUCCACAGUGACUCGUACAUAUGCAGGAGCAACGUCAGAUUUUUUCACACUGUAAAUUAUGCGCACUUGGCGCAUUUGGUUAGUAAAAAAAGAAGCAAUUCGGACGAAGCGAGUUCGCUGCAUGCUCUGCUUAGCACUUUGACGAAGCGAAGGCAUAGCGAAAAUAGCCAUUACAGUGAAGUUAGCAGUCACAAGGGGCACACCUGCCAUAUCGAAGCAAAUCACUGUGAAUACAAAAACGCUUUAACCAGGUGGAAAGAGCUAGUAAAGAUAUACAUAAGCUGGUUCCCAGAAAUUACCGAAGAUAAAUAUAAGUCGAAAUGUUUUUCCCUACCUACCUAUUUGGUCAUCCAUGUGGUGGUCCCUCGUAGCGACACAAGUCAGACAAAUACAUUGCAACAAUUUGAGGAAUUCAAUUUUGAUACUCUCCUAAAAGGUAUUUAUCGAAAGGGGGAAAACACACCUGAUAGGGACCUCCACAAAUAUCCUCCCGAAGUGCCAAAUCACUCUGUUUACAAUGCAAAAGGAGGAAGCUCACCAAAUGGAGACAAUUUAGGUAGUUACCAUGUACACUACGUUAUCGGAAGAAAUAUCGGCGAUGCGUACAAUAGAGUAGAAAGCGUUGUAAGUGAGGCGGAUGUUGCUGAACUGGGAAUACAAGUAAAGGAUCAAACAGAUAAAAGUGAUAAACGGGAGGUAUACAGCGAAAGAAACUACUUCUUCUCUAUUAACAUGCUUGAACUGAAAGGUAACGAGGCGGACAGGGAGUUACUAAAUCGAUGUAUUAGAGGAAAUUUUACAGAAACAGUUAACCCCUUGGCGAAGUUUCAACCCAUUGGUGACCACCACCCCUAUCCGUUUCUCUUCAUCGUGUAUGACUAUAAAACUCUAAUUCAUGUAUUUAAUAACAUCAGAUUGGAAGUGCCAAAUAUUGGCAGCGUCUUCGAUGUCUAUAUUUUGAGUUCCCUAUUGCAGCUGGUCCAGAGGGGGGAGAAGCUUCAAAAUGUGUUUAGUGCAUAUGCAGCAGAGUCUGGAGGAGGUAUGUUGUCGGUGCUGAGAAGCAGUACGUCCGUUUUGGAGCUACCCACUCCACUCAUCCUAUGUAUUAGCGAAAUUGAAAGGAGAGGAAUUUUUUUAAACCAAAAAAAAAUUGAGGAAAUUCACCAGAGUUGUAGUAACCCCUUAGUGUAUAAGGAAGAGAUAGAACACCUCUGUGAAUGUAACAUCAAUUUGAAUUCGUCGAAGCAGGUUUCAUCUCUCAUAUAUAGACACUUGCUCGAUCUUUCCCUCAGCCCUAACGUGGAGGUAGUCACAACAAAUGGAGAUGCAAUGCCUCAUGCGGAGAGAGUAAAUUAUGAUCAUACUGUUGGAAGGAACAAUAGUGGUAAACCGUUAAGUCACACAUGUGAUGGAUUUUACGAGGAGGAAGGGAUAUUUGAAUGUGGGGAGGAAAACAUAGGGGAGGAAGCAAAAGGCCCACAGUUGAAAUAUUGCAAAGGAGCGAAUAAAGAAGAUACGAUGAGGAGGGGAGAAAAGAUAGAAAAGAGUAACUUACUGAGAAGCAUUAUUACGAAUGGUAACUACACUGGUUCUGUGACAAUGCCGUCUUUGGCCAUCGGGACAUCGGAAGAAACGAAGCCAUUCCCCCAACUUAACAACACCAUUAACGAAAUGAGAAGAAGCAAAAGUCUGCAGACGAACAACAAAACGCUCAAACUGAUUGUGGACGAAAUUGAACGGAAUGAACAUAUAACAGAAAAGGAAAAGGAAAAAAUAAAAAAAAUUAUCAACAACGUGAAACUGUACAGGGAGUCCAAGAAGCUGUUUCAGAAUUAUAUAGAAAAUUUGCCCAAGUUUAUACAGAAGGAGACGAACAAGAUUCACUGCAACUUCAAUCAGAUAGGAGCGUCCACGGGCCGACUCUCCUGCGAGCAGCCCAAUCUGCAGAACAUCCACUCGAGGUUCCGCUGCGCGAUAUCACUCAAGGGGGGGGAUGUUGGCAACGGCAAUCGAGGCAGCGCAGAAGUAGGAAGGGAUAAGCUAACCACAGCGGAGCAGCCUCCCCGGGAAAAGUUAACCUGUGAAGUAUCCCCCCACGGAAGCGCUCCCCACGGAGGUGCCCCCCCUGAUGGAGAAAACCUCAUCACGUUCGACUACAAGCAAAUGGAGUUGUUCGUCAUGGCGUACCUCAGCUUCGACGUGCAGUUACUGAAGAUGCUGCAGAGCGGCGAUGUCUUCGUUGAGACCGCCAAGGUACUAUUUAACACAACCCAAGUGACUAGCGAGCUAAGGAGAAUGACCAAAACGGUGAUCUAUGGGAUACUAUACGGACAGACUGAAAAUGGAUUGGCCAAAAGCCUCCUGAUAAGCGAAGGAAUGGCAAGUAAUCUAAUUUCGAAUUUCUUUCAGGUUUUCCCAAACGUGUACCGAUUUAUGCAAAUGCAAAAAAUUUUGCUCAAGCAUAUGAAUAGAGUAUACACGUUAAUCGGGCGAAAGAGGAUAAUUGAGCCCACCAUAAAAAAUAAAUACCGCAUAAGUAUGAACACGCCGAUUCAGGGGUGCGCGGCAGACGUCAUGAAGUUCGCCCUGUUGUCUUGCUUCCGCAUCAUGACGCAUGGGCAUGGGUGCCAUGCCGCAAACGAUUUCAGAGGUGUGCAUGGACCACAUAGCAAGCAGGACGUGCACUCCACGUGUGAUUAUCCCCAGAGCGCACGCCUGUUAGAAAUAAACAACGUGAGUGCAUCCCUCCUGGAAGAAAACAAACCAUUCCUAAAAGCAACGAAAUUAAUUUUGCAAGUGCACGAUGAAUUGUUAUUUGAGAGCACCAGAAGAGCUACGGCCCCUAUCAUUCGACUCUUCAGCCCCGUCCUAGAAAACGCCUUUUACAAUUUAAUUCACUACACAAAUACGUGUGAUAGGUUGGUUCUUCUUUACGAUUACAUGCAUGAUCAUAUUUCUGUUCAGACAUAUAUAGAGUAUCUACAGCUAUCUAAUAAUGGUCAGACGUGGGAUCCCCACUCCUAUGGACCAAAUGAUGAUAGGAACCAUAAUUUGUCCAACAAAUUAAAUUCAAUUUUUGAAAAGUUUAAUUUUAUGUUACCGAUUAAGGUAGAAACGGGAGACUACUACAAGGAGUUUUCUUAA